GGGCGCUGCCCGUGGGCCGGCGGGGCCCGGGCAUGGAGGCGGCGGGCCCAGGCAGGUGCCUGGGGAUAGUGGGUCUUGCUCUGGAGCAGGCUGGCUGCCUCCCCAGUGGUUCCCUGCCCAACAGCUGCCGCUAUUGUAGACUCACUGUGUCACUCCCCCGACCCCCUCCCCGCUGGGAAAGACGAGAUGGGACCAGAGAGCACCUGAGCCCAGAUGCUGAGGGGCCUGUGCCCCCUGCUCCGUGCAAAGAGACAUCCUGGCAACAGCGACCCCGCAGCCUCCAGGAACCUGGGCUCAGCUCCUGCAGCUUGGCAUCCUUGUCAGUUCAGGGAGCUGCACCACCGCCGUCAGCACAUCAGGGAGGGGAAACCCUUUGCGAGGGACAGCCAGGCAGCAGGGUGGCCUGCCCACGCCGAGCUCCUGUCCCCCCAGGCGUGGUGUGGCAGGGAUGAGGAGCCGGCAGCGGAUGUUUGCCGCGGUGAUGCGUCUGCUCCUCAAGUGCCUGCGGCUGGGCCGGCGGCGGCGGUUCAAGCUGGUGCGGCAGGCGGAGCAGCUGUGGCACUACGGACACCUCUGCCUCCGCUCCCUGCUCUACAACUCCUUUACCAACGGCGACGUGGUGCUUGACUCUCUCUUCGAGCCCGUCUACUGGCUGGUGGACCAUGUCACCCGGUGGUUUGGUGUGGUGUUUGUGGCACUGGUGAUUGGGCUGACAAGCUCUAUUGUGGCCAUUGUGUACAUCUGCCUGCUGCCCCUCAUCCUGCAGACCUACACACCUGCCUGGAUAUGCUGGCAUCUCGCCUAUGGACACUGGAACCUCAUCAUGAUUGUCUUCCACUACUACAUGGCUAUCACCACUUCACCUGGGCACCCACCACAGGCCAAGAACGACCUCACUGGUGUGUCCAUCUGCAGGAAAUGUAUUGCCCCUAAGCCAGCUCGCACCCACCACUGCAGCAUCUGCAAUAGGUGUGUGCUGAAGAUGGACCACCACUGCCCUUGGUUAAACAACUGUGUGGGGCACUACAACCACCGCUACUUCUUCUCCUUCUGCUUGUUCAUGACUAUGGGCUGUAUUUACUGCAGCAUCAGUGGCUGGGAGAUGUUCCGGGAUGCCUACGCAGCCAUUGAGAGAAUGAAACUGCUUGAGAAGGAGAGACUGCAGGUGGCUGCCAACCAGACGUACUACCAGACCCCGCCACCCACCUUCUCCUUCCGCCAGCGAGCUUUCCACAAGAGUGUGGUCUACCUCUGGGUCCUGUGCAGCUCGGUUGCACUGGCCCUGGGUGCCCUCACGCUGUGGCACGCUGCCCUCAUUACCCGCGGGGAAACGAGCAUCGAACGGCACAUCAACAGAAAGGAGAGGCAGAGACUGCAGAAGAAAGGCAAGGUGAGCACAGCCCAUGGCAUGGGGGCAGGCUGGGGCAGAGCCACAUAUGAUGUGCCUCUCUCUGUCCUGCAGGUCUUCAGGAACCCCUACAGUUACGGCAGCUGGGAUAACUGGAAGGUGUUCCUGGGUGUGGAUGUGCCAAGGCACUGGCUCACUCGUGUCCUGCUGCCCUCUCCUCACCUGCCCCAUGGGACAGGCCUGAGCUGGGACCUGCCUCCCUGUGUGACGGAGCAACGCGCACCACUCCUGGCAAUCUGAGGCCCUGUGCUCUGGACAUCCCUUCCCACAGGCAGCGCAGCGCAUGGGGGACCUGCUGCACUGCUGCAGCUUCCUUUGGCCAAAGUGCCUGGCAGGAGGCUGGCACAUAUCGCUGACUGGAGCCAGAGCCAUGGGAAACUAUGGACAGUGUUGGUGCUUGGACACCUGCCCUCUUGGCUCUUGGUGGCUGCAGGCAGCCCGGGGGCAAGGUGGCAGAGCUGCUGCUCCCUUCUCCAGCUGACAGUGCUGCUCUUAGCACAGGUACGGGCCAGCAUUGGCCCAGCUCAGCUCUCUGAAGGGCUGGGUGUAGAGGAUGGCACCUCCAUCCCCCAAAAUGCUCCCCAGAGAGUCUUUCUAAGACCAUCUACUAAAUACUGUUUUUUU
Molecule: messenger RNA, 2032 nt
Organism: Prinia subflava (tawny-flanked prinia)
Lineage: Eukaryota; Metazoa; Chordata; Aves; Passeriformes; Cisticolidae
Gene: ZDHHC16
Product: zinc finger DHHC-type palmitoyltransferase 16
Exons: 11
Coding region: 449-1648 (399 amino acids)
Biological process (GO): protein palmitoylation
Cellular component (GO): Golgi apparatus
Molecular function (GO): palmitoyltransferase activity
Source: RefSeq, a predicted model, not a curated record